Messenger RNA from Penicillium brevicompactum, 1287 nucleotides. RefSeq names its product glutathione S-transferase family protein. Bases 1 to 1287 code for a protein of 428 amino acids. Gene Ontology annotation, biological process: mitochondrion organization. Gene Ontology annotation, cellular component: SAM complex. The transcript is spliced from 3 exons. The record is from RefSeq and is a predicted model, not a curated record. NCBI's taxonomy places the organism in Eukaryota, Fungi, Ascomycota, Eurotiomycetes, Eurotiales, Aspergillaceae.
AUGGUACUACUACUGCAUGUGUGGGGCCCGGCCUUCUCCCUGCCCUCAAUUGACGCACAAUGUCUUGCUGUCAUUGCGUACUGCUCCGAAGCCCUUCCCAAGGGCUCCUGGGAGCUGGUCGCGACCAGCGAUCCCUCAGUCUCCCCAACCGGUGAGCUGCCCGCUCUUCAGAAUGGAGAAGUCUGGGUUAGCCGGUUCCGCAACAUCGUUGACUACCUGCGCCAAUACUCGGAGGGAGCAUGGAAUUUGGAUCAAAACUUGAACGAAGUCCAGCAGGCCGACAGCGUCGCAUUCUCCUCCUUCGUCGAAUCCCGUGGCCAAUCUCUCCUCGACCUCUCCCUCUACGUUACAAGCCAAAAUUACUACGCAAACACCUCUCCAGCAUACGGCGCACUCCUCCAGUGGCCAAACCAAUGGAUCCUCCCCCCGAAGCUGCACACAGCUGCCAAAUCCCGAACAGAGCACCUGGGUCUCUCCUCUCUAGACCUCCAAGCAAUGGAGGACCAGCGCCAACGCGACCACUCCGCCGCAGUCGCGUCCGGUCAAAUCCCCAAGAACCUAAUCCAACAGCCCAAAGACACAGUCUCCAAACUGCUCGGCCGAACCGCACAAUCAAAUCACUUCCGUCUGGAGGCUAUUACGGCAGACUUCUUCGAACCCCUCGAGGCAAUGCUAUCCAGCAAAUCCUGCCUCCUCCCUGCCGACUCAGACAACUCUCCCUCCUCACUCGACUGCAUCGCAUCCGCAUAUCUCUCUCUAGCUCUUAUCCCAGACCUGGCUUUCCCGUGGUUGCGCGACGCAAUGCGCGCAAAGGCCCCGCUUCUCACCGCAUACACGGAGCGCAUGCGCUCGCGCGCUUUCGGCGUAGUAGAUGUCAGUCACGCCUUCACGCCGGUGACUGAGUCAUUGCCGUGGCGUGCGCCGGAUCGUCUCUCCGUUGCGACGGUCGGAAGCACGCUUCUCAAUACGCUAGCGGAUAACACUCCAAUCCUGAAGGAGGUCAGAGCCAAUAGGCGAUUGAAGCAGGCUAUUCAGUCAGAUGAGAACUUUAGUCCCGUGCAGAAACAGGGACUUUCUCUGUAUGCUGAUUCUAAGAGCAAGGAUAUGCUGGUUUCUAUCGCUGCGGUUGUGGCGGGAAGUGCGGCUCUGGUUGGAUAUAUGGUGCACGUGGGAUUAAUCUCCUUCUCUAGGGGGGCUGAGGAGGAGGAAGAGGAGGAGGAGGUGUAUGAACCUGACCAGGUUGUUCAUAUGCCUGCCUCUGAAAUCCUGGGGUUGAACCUUGGAUAA